Molecule: messenger RNA, 1653 nt
Organism: Lindgomyces ingoldianus
Lineage: Eukaryota; Fungi; Ascomycota; Dothideomycetes; Pleosporales; Lindgomycetaceae
Exons: 2
Coding region: 188-1636 (482 amino acids)
Molecular function (GO): N-acetyltransferase activity
Source: RefSeq, a predicted model, not a curated record
CGGAACCCUCGGACUGCAUUUCUACGGUUUGAAUAAGAACGAAGUAUUGCCCAACAACUAGAACUCACUCAAUACGUGCUUGGCGAGCGGGACAGAAGAACAUCCGCUGUAUUCCUUGUGCAGAAGCUUUCCUACCAAUUGCUUCAUCGAGGUUCAUACCUUCAAUCUGUACAUUAAUAGCAAAACGAUGACCGACCCCAAAUCCCUCGAGAAACUUCGACCAUGCGGUCGCCUCGAAACCCAUUCAACUGUACGACAUGACCUAGGAUUAUACAACAACGUCGCCUGUGCGGCAUACUAUUCCCCCCCAAACCCAGUCCAGCCCGCGCCACUUGAACCACUAAUCCACUCCGCGCUUGGAAAAGUAAUCUUCUCUCACCCAAUCCUCAGCGCUAUUCCUCUGAACGAAAACACCUCUUCCCCGUAUUUCGCCCGUCUCCCCACCAUCGAUUUGCGGAAAUGUGUUUUCUUUGUAAAACGUAAAACAGGGUUUCACAAAGGCGGUGACGAUGCCGAAUUGGAUUCUAUUAUUGCCGAGCAGCAUAACCAGAACUUCAAAUCCGAGCUCGGGAGUCUUCCAUUCUGGCGGCUCGUCGUAUUGACCAAUUCACCUCCAGCUACCAAGAACCAAUUCGCUGCUACGUGGAUAUUCCAUCACGCGCUCGCGGACGGUGCUUCGGGACUUGCUUUUCAUCGCGCGUUUCUCGCUGCUUUACAGUCUCUUUCUUCCACCCCUCCCCCAGGAAUGUCGGAGAGUGGAGCUGCAGAAAGCGCGAUAAUCAACACACCAACAACUCCUCUCCUCCCUCCUCUGGAAUCCCUCCACCCCCUCCCCCUAUCCAUUCCCUUUCUCCUCAAAGCGCAGUGGACAGACUGGUUCCCCUCCCGGCCCACCACUCUCUGGACUGCUAAACCCAUCACAUCCGACCCAGCAUCCCGAGAAACAAAAUUCCGCUCCAACACACUAUCCCAACAAGCCACAACCCGCCUCGUCCAAGUAAGUCGUGAGAAUAAAACUAGCGUGACUGCGACUCUGGAAUGCCUUGUUGCUGCAGCCAUAUUCUCACACCUCCCUGGAGCAGAAGAGGGAGGGGGGGUUGAUAGGGUUACAGCAUGUGGAGCGACGAGUUUGAGGAGGUUCUUACUAAAGGAGAUGGUGAGUGAUGAGAGUUUGGGGUGUUGGGUUAGUCGGUAUGGAUUUGAGCAUCGGCGGACAAGGAAGGGUGACCCGUUUUCUUGGGCUGAGGCAAGGAAAGUUCGCCAAACGAUUAAUAAAGAGUUGGAUAAAAAGGGCAAAGAUUCUACGGUUGGACUACUCCGCUGGGUGCCGGAUUUGCAUAAAUUCUUCCUCGGGAAGAUGGGGAAAGAGAGGGGGGAUUCUUUUGAGUUGUCGAAUGUUGGGGUGUUUAAGGCGUCGAGGAUGGUGGAGGGCGAAGGGUGCUGGAGGGUAGGCAAAGUGGUUUUUAGUCAGAGUGGGAAUGUAGUGGGUGCGGGGUUUGAGGUUAGUGUUGUGACGGGUGGAGAUGGGUGUUUAGUUUUGGGAAUUGCUUGGCUAGAGGGGGUUGUUGAGGGGUCGUGGAUAGAGAUGGUGAUUGGGAGUUUGCGGGCAGGGAUUGAGGAGUUGACGAAAGCAUAGAAGCACAGAUAAAACAG